Hydra vulgaris (swiftwater hydra) is the source of this 855-nucleotide messenger RNA. NCBI's taxonomy places the organism in Eukaryota, Metazoa, Cnidaria, Hydrozoa, Anthoathecata, Hydridae. The record is from RefSeq and is a predicted model, not a curated record.
CACGGAAUCUUUAAAAUUUAAUACUUAAAUUAGUAUGUGUUAUAUUUACUAUGCAAACUAAAUAACAUUUCAAGAAAACGUUAUUUUUUGUUAAGUUUUGAUAAACCGCUGAUAUCUGUUCAUUUAUUUUGAAUAAAUUGCUACUUUACAGAUAUCAGUUUACUAGCAUCCGACACGUGUGUUGCGUCGAACCAUAAAAGUCGACAAUUUGCUCAUUCAAAUUAAACAAAUUUAUAUUGCUAGUUUAUCAGUUCCAGUAUAGACAAUGAACAAAAGAAAGUUGAUUCAAAGUAACCAAUCUUUACAAGAAAUUACUGAAAGUAUAAGUAAAAAACGUUUCCAAGUACCCAUCGUUUCCUUAGAAACACAUUCCGGAAUAAACGCAGUUCUUGAGAAUAAAGUAACAACAGUGGUUAUUGUUGAUAAAAACAAAAACAGAUACUUUGCUUUAUUUCAUGGUAACUUGAAAGGAGACUCACAAAAUCUAGCUGUUGUGGAACUUUUGCAACAAACAGAGACACCUAGUAUAUUCCGUCAAAAAGAGGGAAGAAGAAAACUGAUUGUGAUUUCAAUGUUGGAAGUGUUAGGUUUUAUAGACUUAAAUAUUAUUAAAGAAAAUCUCGAUACUUAGUUACAAGAAACAACUUACUCAUUUUCUGCGGUUUUAUAAACCAUAUUGCAUUUCUUUAUUAUAAAAUGUAAAAGCCGUAAAAACACCAAAAAUAUAACAUAAUAAUAAUUUAAACUCAAAUAGUGUUGAAAUUAAUAUUUAUGAUGUAAUUAAAGAACCAUGUUUUAUACUUGAUAUUUAUGAAUAUAUAUAAUAAUUUAUAGAUAUAUUGUUAUAGAGAAAAA